AUGGGCCAACCGAAUUACCCAACUGGACCCUGGGAUGCGCGAAACGAAGCAUUUAGGCAGCACUUUAGCCAGCUUGAUCGCAUGCUGCAGUCGUCAGGGGCUUCUACCAAUCGUUUGGAUUCUGUCAUUGCGUUAAACGCGUUGGCAGUUAGCGCUGGACGCCGUCUAGCUGGAUGGUGCUGUCAUGGCGCCGAAGGUGAUGUGACAGUGGGCAAAGACCUGGACGAACCCCUUAUCGAAUGGCGGAUUCUCGCAACUCUCAUCGACUACGGGUUAGACGAAUUCGAAUGGCUUGAGUUUCUCUCGCCACAGCAAAACCUCAUCGGACAGGCGCUGUGUGUACUCGCCUGGCCAGUACACGGGUGGAGUAGCAGCGAGUCUGCAAGUUUGGCAGCGCAUUUAUCGAAAGAACCGAACAGCCUGAAUGCUUUCGGUGAAGGCAACCGUAGAGUGAGACGGAGGUCUUCUUCGCCUUUGCGAAGAGAGGGUAUUUUUCUCCCGCCUCCACCAGCUGUGUUUGGUGCAGCGUUAAGGCGCCAAGCUUGUCUUUUAUUAAUAAAUCUGUGGUCUCUUGGGGCCUUCGCUUUUCACCACAUUGUUCGUCGUAGAGGCGACGAAACAGCGAACAACGCAGCUCUAAGUAGCCAGGACUGGGACCCAUCCCAGAGAAGUCACAGUUACACUGCGGCAAUGGAGGGCGGCGAUCUUCGACGGAUUAUGCUUAAGACAAUCUCUUCCAAACCUGGUGAAAUGGGGAUCGAGCCACUUGGAUUUUUGCGGAGAUGGUCCUAUUUUCAGGGUCUAUGGCGCUCAGCUCUCUCCGGGACGCCUCUGCCUGACGCCCUGCCAAACAGUUCUGCGUAUUCCCUCGGCUCACCGUACCUCCGCCACUACCAAUGCCAGUCACCCCAGACUUCCCGACACUUCCGAGCGCUCCAACCUGCUGAGAAUGCAGCCACACAGUCGCAGCCCAGUCGAUGUCUCCGCAGUUACGAACCGGUCUGUCUGCGGUUGUUGACGCGUCGCGCGGUCCGUCACUACGUCGCCCGCGCCGAAUUGGCUCGACACGACACCUUCACUGCCCACCCGCAGCUUACAGUUCCUUCGCUUCAACGGUUUCUCGGCUACUUCCAUAACCUUCAACAUAUCAUGGGGGCGCAGUUGCCCUCUGGCUUGCGAACUCUUAUCUCCAUUUUGCAUGCCGAGGACCCUGCCAAUCUACAAGUAUUAUAG
Mesocestoides corti is the source of this 1233-nucleotide messenger RNA. Lineage: Eukaryota; Metazoa; Platyhelminthes; Cestoda; Cyclophyllidea; Mesocestoididae. The record is from the annotation of a GenBank genome assembly.